This is a messenger RNA of Lottia gigantea (owl limpet), 582 nucleotides long. RefSeq lists its product as hypothetical. The coding region runs from base 1 to 582 and encodes 193 amino acids. The record is from RefSeq and is a predicted model, not a curated record. The transcript has a single exon. NCBI's taxonomy places the organism in Eukaryota, Metazoa, Mollusca, Gastropoda, Lottiidae.
AUGUCGAACAAGUUUGAAUUAGGUUCUUUAACUUUAGAAACUAAAAAACCUAACACUACAGCGUGGAUAAAUAAAGCAAAACCUUACUUUGUGGAUCAAAUCAGAUUCACUCUUCAAGGUGAUUUAGAUAUGAACAAUUUCAAAGUAACUAAUUUAAAGUCUCCGGAAAAUGAUAAUGACGCUGUUCACAAGAAAUAUUUACGGGAUCAAAUAAAUUCAAUUGAUGUAAAUAAAACCCAUUUAGAAGAUAAAAUAAGUAAUGUGAAAAGAUUCUUCAAAUGUCAACUAAAUAAUAAAGAUUUUAUGAAUGAUACUAAACUACAGCAAGAGGUAGCAGGUUUAAUAAGUUUUAUUCACAAUCAAUUGGUUAACGUAGUGAACAAAACUCAGUUACAAAAUUUAAUUUCAUUAAUAUCUAAAUUAAAUGAUAAGAUUGCAAAACAAAAAUUAGACAUUCAACAAUUAAUAGAUAACAUUCCAGAUGAAAAUGAAGAUAUAUUUCAACAGGAAUUAAAUGCUCUGGAAACUAAACUUAACAGUGAAUUACAAAAAGAACUAACAAAUAUUAAACAACAAAUAUAG